CUCUCGUGUUUUGGAGGUCUGAAGAAGCGAGAUGGUGAUGCUACAACUGUGAGUGGUACAAAACCUCUUAGCGCCAGCAAUUUGCAAACACUGUUAUGUUUUGGAGAUCCAGGAAAUCAAAAUGGGAAUACAACAAUGAUUUUGGGUAACACCAACAGUAAUUUGCACACACUGCUAUGUUUUGGAAAUCCAAAAAAUGGUAAGUUGCCAAAUCGUCUCUUCUCACGUUUGAAUCUGCUUCGAGCAUUAGAUUUGAGUUCGACUAACAUUAAAGAACUGUCACAUUCCAUUAACAAAUUGAAACUCUUGAGAUACCUCAAUUUGUCUUAUACAAGUGUGAAAGGGCUGCCAGAAUCAAUUUGCGACCUUUGGUUUCUUCAGACAUUGAAGCUUUCAUAUACAUUACUUGGUGAAUUGCCGAAAGAAACAGGGAAGCUGGUAAACUUGAAGCACCUGGAAAUUGAAGGUACUCUUAUAAACUAUUUGCCUGUUGGGAUAGAAAGGUUAACUAGAAUCCAAAAGUUGAGUGAGUUCAUUGUAAGUGAUGGUGAAAGUAGGUGUAUGCUUUGUGAACUUCGACCUCUAAGAUUCCUCCAGGGAAAGCUAAUCAUUAGUUACUUGAGUAGACUUAAAAGCAUUGAAGACACCCAAAAAGCAGACCUUGCUAACAAGGRUCAAAUAGAUUGGUUGGUGUUGGAUGCUAAGAAACACUUCAGCUUGCGGAAACUGGGUCGCAGCACGCAUUUGGCUUCUCUUAUGCUAGACCAUAUCCAUAACGAGGACACCCAAUUGAAUUCAUCCAAUGAAAUUGAGAAGAUGACAAGGAUGCGUGAUGUGUUUGAAGGCAUCAAACCUCAUUCCAAUUUGAAAAAGUUAGAAAUAUGGAACUACAUCGGAUCUGAAUUCCCCUUUUGGAUGAAAGAUGCAUCAUCACUCACAAAUCUUACCUCUUUGAAGCUCGUCAAGUGCUUGAAGGCGGAGCAUUUACCACAACUUGGUAAACUGCAGAGGCUUAAAUUCCUUCUCAUAUGUGAAAUGGAUGAAGUGAAAAGCAUAGGCAAUGAAUUCURUGAUGAGGGUARCAGCACAGAAUGCUUUCCAGAGUUGUUGAGCCUGGUUUUUGAGAGAAUGCGUAAAUUGGAGAGGUGGGAAGUCACAAGGGAGGUGGGAGAUAUGCCUAAAUUUGAGGAACUCAUACUCCGAGACUGUCCUAGCUUGAUAUCUCUUCCAAGGUUCCACAAAAAACUGAAUAAACUAGAGAUUUAUAAUUGCGAGUCACUUUCUCUUAAUCCACCUCUACCAUCAGUGGAGCACCUUGUUCUGAAAUACAAUGAUUACAUGGUGAAUGAUAAGCAGCGUUCUUUGCCCAACAUUCCGGAGCUCAAAUCACUGAAAAUUACAUUAUCAUCUGACCUCAGGAGCUUCCCGGAGGGCUUGUGCAAGCUCAAAGCACUCAAUUCACUUGAUAUUCACUUUUGUCCCAAGUUAAGAUCAUUGCCUGAAGAGCUAAAUCAGAUGACGAUUCAUCGACUCUGUAUCGUUGGCUGUCCACUUCUAAAGGAAAUUGAUAGGUCGACAGUAUCCCAUAUAGCUGAUAUUGAAAUCGACCAUGUAAAGAUCCAAAACCACAACUAAAUUGGCUCCCCCAAGGCGUGGAUUUAUAACUUGAAGGCAAACCAAGCUCCAUUUGGGAUUAUAAUGGGACUGAUUCAUCUGUUGAGCUCAUCAAUGGCAAAGAUUUAAACUUUUGUACUGAGAGAAUUAUAAGAUCCGUAUUGUGCAUGGUUUUGAGCAUUGAAGAACAGGGCAAGGAAAGAAAUGAUGAUCAAGUCGAUCUAGCAGGCAUCCGAUUCAUAAGUGUGGUAGGCCUAAUUCAUAGGGAGAAAAACAAAUCCAGUCGUAGACUUGAUGGAAUUGAAGUUCAGUUCCGUUCUUUUCUUUUCUCUUCUUUUUUCCUCCUCCUUAAUCUAGAGUUGUACCGCAUAUUGUGAGGGAUUGAUGUUUGUUGUAAUUUAUAUUUCUACAAUUAGAGGCUGCUGAUUUCUUCUACAGACGAUAUAGUUUAUUGUUUGCCAAAUGCCAAUGUUCAAUAUUAUUUUAUUUA
Nelumbo nucifera (sacred lotus) is the source of this 2104-nucleotide messenger RNA. Its product is annotated as putative disease resistance RPP13-like protein 1. Gene Ontology annotation, molecular function: ADP binding. The record is from RefSeq and is a predicted model, not a curated record. NCBI's taxonomy places the organism in Eukaryota, Viridiplantae, Streptophyta, Magnoliopsida, Proteales, Nelumbonaceae.